Molecule: messenger RNA, 4629 nt
Organism: Ananas comosus (pineapple)
Lineage: Eukaryota; Viridiplantae; Streptophyta; Magnoliopsida; Poales; Bromeliaceae
Product: stromal processing peptidase, chloroplastic
Exons: 26
Coding region: 190-3981 (1263 amino acids)
Molecular function (GO): metal ion binding
Source: RefSeq, a predicted model, not a curated record
GAGCAUAUAAUAGUCGGUCAUCCGUAACGCCCAAACAAGGGAACGAACAAAGAAGGGCUUUUGGGAUUGGGGUUCCGCCGUCCGUUCCCCCCCUCCUCACUCUCUCUGUUCUUUUGCAAAUAAAUUCGUUCUCUAUUUCACCACCACCACCACCAUCGCUACCACGAGAGAGAGAGAGAAAGAGGAACGAUGGCCUGCUCCUCGGCGGCCCCUCACCUCUGCUCUCCUCCGCCCAGAAUUCUGGGUUCGGAACAAGGCCGCCGCCAUCGCUCCUCUCGCGCUCCGUCCGUAGCCCUGCCCUCCUCCGCCGCCGCUCUCAGAGGAGCCCCCUCCCCUCUCCGAUCCACCGCUCGCCUCCCCCCCUCUCCCGUGCUUCCCCGGUGCCUCCAUGUUGGUGGGUCGAAAAAAUCACGAGUUAUUAGAGCAAGGUUGGAUGGUUCUCGGAGACAAAAUUUUCGGACUAUUGAUGAGUCGGUGGCUUUCGGGAUUAACAGGGGACAACUUCGAUGCUUUUCUUGUUUUCAAGGUCAUCGUAGGAACAGAUAUUCCCUUAGGAGAUGUGAACCGUCUGUUUUCUCAGACAAAUCGAGUCUCCCAUGUCAGAAACUGCUCUCUGGCAGAAAGACAGCAAUACAAUGUGCUGCUUUAGGUCCCGAGGAGCCGCAUGUAGCAAGUACGACAUGGUCAGAGGGAAUCCUUGAGAAACAAGGUUUACCUUUCUGGGAUCCUGAAGCAGAAAAUACAGAACUAGAUGGUUUUCUUAGUUCUCCACUUCCUACUCAUCCAAAGCUACACAGAGGACAACUGAAGAAUGGUCUACGCUAUAUUAUAUUACCUAAUAAAACACCACCUAACAGGUUUGAGGCGCAUAUGGAAGUUCACGUCGGAUCAAUUGAUGAAGAAGAUGAUGAGCAGGGGAUUGCACAUAUGAUAGAGCAUGUUGCAUUUCUUGGAAGUAAAAAGCGUGAGAAACUGCUUGGGACAGGAGCAAGGUCUAAUGCUUAUACUGACUUCCACCAUACAGUGUUUCACAUCCAUUCUCCGACUAGUACCAAGGACUCCGAUGAAGAUUUACUCCCAUUUGUACUUGACGCUCUGAAUGAGAUAGCUUUCUGUCCCAAGUUUCUCUCAUCACGAGUUGAGAAAGAGAGACGAGCAAUCCUUUCAGAACUCCAAAUGAUGAACACUAUAGAAUAUCGUGUUGAUUGCCAGUUGUUGCAACAUUUGCAUUCAGAAAACAAACUAAGUCAGAGAUUCCCAAUUGGAUUAGAAGAGCAAAUUCAGAAGUGGGACCCUGAUAAAAUCCGGAAAUUUCACGAGCGCUGGUACUAUCCUGCAAAUGCAACAUUAUAUCUAGUUGGUGACAUUGAUGACAUUUCCAAAACAGUGCAACAGAUUGAGGCAGUAUUUGGGCGGGCUCUGGCAGAAAAAGAAGCACCUCCUGUGCAAACGCAGAGUGCGUUUGGUGCAAUGGCAAGUUUUCUUGUUCCAAAGCUGCCAGGUGGGCUGGCUGGAAGUCUAACCAGUGAAAAAUCAUCCUUCUCUUUUGAUCAAACAAAGCUUGCAAAGAAAGAGAGGCAGGCAGUCAGGCCCCCUGUGCAACAUAAAUGGUCUCUUCCUGGAUUAGGGCAUAAUGCAAAGCCUCCAGAAAUUUUCCAGCAUGAGCUGAUUCAGAAUUUCUCUAUCAACAUGUUUUGCAAGGUUCCUGUCAACCCAGUCAGAACAUAUGGAGACUUGCGCAAUGUUCUGAUGAAGAGAAUAUUUUUGUCGGCUCUGCAUUUUCGGAUCAACACAAGAUAUAAGAGCUCGAAUCCUCCUUUUACAUCUAUUGAGUUGGAUCACAGUGAUUCAGGACGAGAAGGAUGCACUGUCACUACUCUUACAGUAACGGCUGAACCCCAAAAUUGGCAUAGUGCUAUUAAAGUUGCUGUUCACGAGGUCCGAAGGCUCAAAGAAUUUGGCGUAACAAAGGGGGAACUAACUCGCUACAUGGAUGCACUAAUAAAAGAUAGUGAACAAUUGGCUGCAAUGAUCGACAGUGUUCCAUCGGUUGAUAAUUUAGACUUUAUUAUGGAGAGUGAUGCACUCGAUCACACUGUUAUGGAUCAACUACAGGGAUAUGAGAGUUUGCUUGCGGUUGCUGAAACAGUUACACUUACAGAGGUUAAUACAGUUGGUGCAGAAGUGUUGGAGUUCAUUUCUGAUUUUGGAAAACCUACUGCUCCACUUCCUGCUGCUAUUGUUGCAUGUGUUCCAAAGAAAGUGCAUAUUGAUGGAAUUGGUGAUGCGGAUUUUGCGAUUAAUCCGCAAGAAAUCACAGAUGCAAUAGCUGCAGGUUUGGAGGAACCUAUACAUCCAGAGCCAGAGCUUGAGGUACCAAAACAACUAAUUAGUCCAUCACAACUGGAGGAGUUGAAGCUGCAGAGGAAACCAUCGUUUGUUUCUUUAUCUAAGGAUGAGCAUAUAUUAAAAGUAUUUGACAAGGAAACUGGCAUCACACAAUGCCGUCUGUCCAAUGGAAUUCCUGUGAACUACAAGAUCACAAAAAAUGAAGCUAGAGUUGGUGUCAUGCGACUGAUAGUGGGUGGUGGAAGAGCUACUGAAACUUCUGAAUCCAAGGGAGCUGUUGUUGUUGGCGUUCGCACUCUAAGUGAGGGUGGUUGUGUUGGUAAUUUUUCUAGGGAACAGGUAGAACUUUUCUGUGUGAACAACCUAAUAAACUGCUCCCUUGAGUCCACCGAGGAGUUCAUCUGUAUGGAAUUUAGAUUUACUCUAAGAGACAAUGGGAUGCGUGCUGCUUUUCAACUUCUUCAUAUGGUUCUUGAGCAUAGCGUAUGGCUAGAAGAUGCAUUUGAUAGAGCGAAGCAGUUAUAUUUGUCAUAUUACCGUUCCAUUCCCAAAAGUUUAGAACGGUCGACAGCUCAUAAACUUAUGCUGGCAAUGUUGAAUGGUGAUGAAAGAUUUGUUGAACCAACACCUGAGUCAUUGCAGAAAUUAACACCGCAAAUAGUGAAAGAUGCUGUCAUGGGCCAGUUUGCCAGCAACAAUAUGGAGGUCAGCAUUGUUGGAGAUUUCACUGAGGAUGAAAUAGAGGCUUGCAUUCUUGAUUAUCUUGGAACAGUCAGAGCAACUAGUUUUAACAGUGAGCAAUUUAUUGCUCCUAUUACUUUUGGGCCAUUUCCAUCUGAUAUGCAUUUCCAGCAAGUACACCUGAAGGAUACUGAUGAGAGGGCUUGUGCAUAUAUUGCAGGCCCAGCACCUAAUCGCUGGGGAUUCACUGUUGAAGGAAAAGAUCUUUUUCAUGCAAUCAAGUGUUCAACUCCAGACGAUGAACAGCCUAAUGCAGAUAAAUUGGUUUCUCUGGAGAAAAAAGACGUGAAUAUCCGGAGUCACCCUCUUUUCUUUGGCAUCACACUGGGUCUGCUGGCUGAGAUUAUAAAUUCUAGGCUCUUCACAACAGUUAGAGAUUCUUUGGGUUUGACAUACGAUGUAUCUUUUGAGCUAAGCCUCUUUGAUAGGCUGGAACUUGGUUGGUAUGUGAUAUCUGUAACUUCAACUCCAAGCAAGGUUCACAGAGCAGUUGAUGCAUGCAAAAGUGUUCUUAGAGGUCUUCACAAUAACAAGAUUGCCCAAAGGGAACUUGAGCGGGCAAAGAGGACCCUGUUGAUGAGACAUGAGGCCGAAUCCAAGUCAAAUGCUUAUUGGUUAGGGUUGCUGGCUCAUUUGCAAGCUCCAUCCAUUGCAAGAAAGGGUAUUUCGUGCAUCAAGGACUUGACUUUGUUGUACGAUAUUGCUACAGUCGAGGAUAUAUACCUUGCAUAUGAACAUUUGAAAGUAGAUGAUUCUUCAUUGUUUGCUUGUGUUGGGGUUGCUGGAGCUCAGGCCAGUGAAGAUAAUUCUGAUGAUGAACCAGAUGUGGGUCAUCAGGGGAUAACUCCCAUUGGCCGGGGUCUAUCAACAAUGACACGACCCACAACUUGAACUUGAUAGCUUUCCCAUUCUUCUAACAAUUUUGAGAAAUAAUGUUUGUUUCAACCAAGGAUAUACAACUUAGAUGUGUAACGUGAAGGAGCGAGAUAUAUAAACCAGGCUAGGGAUUAACCGAGUUCCUGGAGACCAUUCUGGCAACUCAGCACACAGAUGUGGAUGAGAUAUUGAGUGUACAACAGCUCGCUUAGCCAUGCAAUUGAUAUUCUUUUUCAAUUUGACAACUUCCAGCAUUUAUUAUUCCACACAUUGUUUGUAUAUACAAGGGAAAAUAAUGUAUUAUUGUAACCUUUUUAUUUUUUUCACAUAAUCUUUAAGAUGUUAUAGCCUGCUUGAAGCCUAGUGUGGAAACUUAAUCGCUUCGCAAUAGAAGAAAGCAAAGAGCAAUCCGCCCAACAAGCUCUAAUCAAAUAACCGGUUUUAGUGCUGAACUGGUCUGAUGAUGUACUCAAUCAAUCAUCUGUGAUUGUAUUGUAGCAAGCAAUGAAGACUCGGAUGCAUCUGGUCGUUGUAAUCUAAGAUACGAAUUAGCGUCGUCUGUGAAAUGCAAGUAGGUCAUUGUAAUUUUAGAUAGGAAUUAUUUCUUGGGUGAUAUACAAUUUUUGUUCUGAUCAAAUAAUGAUAAAGUAUUUGUUUUUCUUA